GAAAUUUUUUGAGAAGACCGUUUGCUCCCUAGAUCGCUCGCUCGCUGCAUCGUCGUCCUCGAUUUCCCUUUUUGCGAAUUUGAUCAGUCGCGCCACAAAGAUCCUUCGCCGUCGCCGUCGUCUCUGUUCCGUAGGAGAGAUUAUCAGUUUUCCGUUUCGAUGCUCCAAUCGCCGUUUUCGAGACGCGGUUAAGAUACUGUCGAAGCCUCUCGAAUUUUUCAAAUCGUACAGCUGAGAACCGGCGUUGUUAAAGAAUGCUGCAAUGGAUGGGAGGAUCGAGGCGGAAAGUAGCCGCUUCGCAUACAUCGGUGAAGAAGAGGCAAAAACAAUACUUUGAGCAGAGGAGAAGACAGCAGCAUCAGUUCACAGCUGGGUCUGGGAGCUGUAGUUACGAUAGGAACAGUAGUAAUCAACACCAGUCUUUGGAUAUUCUCAAUUUCAUCAGCCUGUCAACUCCUGCUACUCCUGAAUGCAAACCUUCUCCUCCAGAAGAUGUGAAACAAGUAGUGGAAGAUCGGGAUGCUGGUUUCCACAGUCUGAAGGACAAUAUUACAGGAGUAGGAAGUUCAUUUAACAAUAAAGCAGAAACUAUUCCCUUAAAGAGGAUUUCGCUUAGUCUCCCUGACAACCAGACAAAUGAUUUUAAGAAAGAAAACACAACAGCGGAUCUGAUGGGCGGCACAGAGCGGAAGUUAUCCGUCUUUGAUUUGGUUGGUGAUGAUUACACAACAACCAAUCGGAAAGAAUGUUCUCCAUCUGAGCCUCACAUGGCAUUUUCAGUUGAAGGUUUAGGUAAAAUAAACACGGAAACUCCGCCUAGUUCUCCACAACCAUCAAGCAGAAACUUUGCGUACGGGUGCUCCUCUCCAUGGAAUGAUUCCGGUCAACCUAUAUCAAACGUCAGGGAAAGGCUCAGCGACUUUGAGAAGGAAAGGGACAUUAUUGAAAGUAGCAAAAUGUUCCAAGAUGACAAACGUUAUAGGUCUCCCAUCGACAUACAUGCUACAUAUGGGGGCACAAGUCAAAAACUGCGCACUUCCACUGAUCACUUGCACAAACCAUAUAUCAGCGACUCAAGAGGCUACUUCUGUGACACUGCAGAUUUCAACAAAAGCAGGGUCUUUGAUGAAAACGAGUGGAAUGCUAAACCCACCUUUCCAGAUGACGGGGUGGGCAGAUUUUACUGGAAGGACCAACAGCCACGUCAAGAGGAGAGUUUGAACCUUAAUUUCAACAAUUAUGGAAGGGAUUACACUGGGAGCCGCUCUUCUGCAGAACACCAUGCUACAAAGAAGAGGGAUUACCUGGAAACGACCUGGAGGUCCAACAUCGAAGGUUCACCAGUUCGAAGACCACAGUGUCUAGAAAGGGCCAUCGAUCAUCCGAGUUUUGAAAAGGAAACAACCCUCGCCUUUAACUUUGACAAAGUAUUUGACCCACCGGUUUGGUCAUCCGUUGUACUUGAGGAAGACAAAGACAACCAUAGCUUGCGUAGUGAAGAAUCUUGCUCGUCUAGUGCAGCUUGGGCCAAUGAAACCUCCAUUUCACAUGAGACCAAUACAAGACAGAGGAAAGGGGAAAUUGAUUCUUUUUGCAACCUUGGAAACAAGAAGUAUUUGAAUAAUGGCCUUUCCUAUGAAUCUUGGGAAGACUGGGAUGUGGAUGAUCAACAACUGAAGAGAAAAGUUGGGUCUGGAAAGCAGGUCAGACUAUCAAACCCAGGAAAGUUGAGAUCUACCAGUCAUAGAGACUCCUCUUCCCGUGGUGGUCUCGACGCCCCUUACAAUUGGUUUGCAGAAGGAUUUACAGCUGCAGGCAUAAGCUCAGAUAUUACAACCGAGAGAGACAAACCAUAUCCUUUCCUAAACCCCGUUGUUGGUAGCUCGCACCGGCGUCAAUCUCGAGCCCCUGAUUCUAUUCCGGAAACAUGGGUCCCUAAGUUUUCAACAGAAGGCAGUGGAUAUGGUGAUGAUGAACACAACUACAUGAACUGUGUAUCAGCAAACCAUAAAUCUAAACUAGCAGGAGACGUCUGCAGUUUUGGGAGUGAUACGUUAUCAGAGAACGAUAAUGAACAAAGCAAAGAAGUGAAUGAUCCAAAAAAUCAGGGAGAUGAGACCUCAUCAUCCGUUGCAAAGAGCCUCUCAGACGAAAAUGAGUAUAUGUAACCCGAACAAGGAGGUUGUGAAAGCUCGGCAUCAAGGAGACAGAGGAGGAGAAAAGACAAGUAGAGACUCGCACCAACAAAUGAUAAUGCUGGAAAGACGCACGCUUCAGUUCGUUUGUUUAAACAAGACAUUGCUCCUUGACUCUUUAAAAACUUAGACUUAGGUAAGAAUUUCAUACUAGUAUUCUUGUGUCUUUUAUUUCAAGUUAUCUCGAAAACUGAAAUACGUAAAUAAAAGUUCAUGUUGCUUGGGCAUAAGGGAAUGUGCAAAUUUGGCAUACUUUUAGUCGAGGGGUUACACAGAUGUAAAAAUCAACAAUAUGUUGCCCAUACAGGCGUUUAGUGUUUGCGUUUGCACCUAUUCUUAAAUGCAACUGUAUUUGUUAGUCACAUUACUCGCGUUCUGUCUAUACUAUUUUAAGAUGCUUUUGCUGUGGUCCUGUGGAUAAGCGCAAAUACCAUCACAUAAAAAUGUUUUGACCAAAGUUAGUUAGGGAUGAUUUUGCAGUGUGCGUGAUGUGAAAGUUUAAUCUUUUGUACUUUUACAAGGUUCCAAAUAAGUUACUAUAGAUCUAUAGUAAGAUAUUAAGACAGCCUAUAGGGCUUAAUUAUGACAUCUUUGUUCUCAUAAUGGAUAUUGGUGUUAAUAAAGUUAGUACCUUUUCUUUAAAUAUGUUGCAUACUUUAAUUAUAUGGGGGAUAAUGAGAUUCCUUGAUGUUAGUAUUAUAGAUAAACCGUAUACUUUAAAUAACAAGAGAAAAAUUAAUGUCUAUUUGCAAGCUGGGAACGUGAGCCCCAGUUACAGCUUUAUGUUGUGCAUCAGGCAUUAUUGGAGUUUCUAUCACUUGAUUUUAUUUCUUAGAUGCCGUCCUAAAAUGUCAUUGGAUGUUACUUACAUUAACAAUACCCUAAUAAUAUUUGAUUAUACAUAAACAUUAACAACAAACAAAAAUAUUGUGGUUUGUUUGUUUCUCAUGUGCAAACAUGUCUGGUACGAGAUAACACUUGCUACGUUAGUCAAGAUUAGCGUGAUGACAACUAUGUCAAGAAGAGCUCUCACAUGGCUAACACAUAAAAAUUAGCCUAAUCAUAUCAAACUUGAGAAAUUAGUUCUUUGAUCCUAAUAUCAUAUAUAUGUAAUUUAAACUAAAUUAUCUUUGGAUUUAAUUUUCAUAGGCUUUGCUGGUUUAUUUAUUAUGAAUAUAUAGGUUAUCCGGGUGCUUCCUGUAAUUUCAACAACUUAAUUAAGUGUUAAGUUUCGAGAUUCGAGAUCAUUAUCAGUUGUAAAAUACUAUGGCAAGACACAGAAGUUAAUAAAAUAUUUUGAUCUUUAUAGUUGUUUCAGAUUUAUAAUCAAAUUGUACUUGUGUGAUGUCAAUAUAAUCUAACGUAGUGGUUCGGAGUUCGGACUAUACAAGUCCGUUUCAUGAAUUAGUUGUGAAUGAAAAGAAUUUAAUACAAGGAUAAGGGGAAAGUGUCAAAGUGGCCCUGGGAUGAUUAUCUAUCUCUCCUGCAUGCUAAAAUCAAGAAGAAUUCCAUAUAUUAUUUAUAUAAGAAAAAAUACAUAUGUAAACAUAGAAAAUGGCAAAAGAGUACAUAUUUUGCUGUCACAAAAAAAAUUCCAUAUAAAAUUAACGAGAACAAGAAAAUAAAAUAUAUUUGUCGCGGACACAGCCACUUGUUUCAUCCGAAUUAAUAUUACUCGUUCUGUCGUUCAACAGGAGUCGUGACUCGUGAAUUGGUGCGCGCUACUACGAGGUAGAAUGGGGUGAAAACUGAAAAAUAAACGUCGUAGCAUAAAUAGCUAGUGGAAAGCAGAAGCAACAAAGAUUCCAACAAAAAAAAAACACGUGAUUAAAAAACAUGGUGUCAGUUUAGUGAGAUUUAGAUUUGUUUUUUAUUUAUCAAAAAUUAAAAAAAAACAUCAAAAAAAAUAAUUAAAAAAACAUUUUAC
This is a messenger RNA of Brassica rapa (field mustard), 4122 nucleotides long. RefSeq lists its product as uncharacterized. The record is from RefSeq and is a predicted model, not a curated record. Lineage: Eukaryota; Viridiplantae; Streptophyta; Magnoliopsida; Brassicales; Brassicaceae.